Messenger RNA from Osmerus eperlanus (European smelt), 4132 nucleotides. RefSeq names its product IQ motif containing H (gene iqch). NCBI's taxonomy places the organism in Eukaryota, Metazoa, Chordata, Actinopteri, Osmeriformes, Osmeridae. Gene Ontology annotation, molecular function: protein binding. The record is from RefSeq and is a predicted model, not a curated record. The transcript has 21 exons. Bases 206 to 3448 code for a protein of 1080 amino acids.
GUGUCCCGUUGUCAUGGCUACUGUGUUACCAAUUUUGUAGCUAGAAAUUAUGUGGAAAGUGACAUGCUUUCAGUAACAACAAGUGAUCUAGACAGACGUGGUAUUAAUGGAUGAAGAGGGGAAGCAAUCAGAUCAAUCUCACUUUACCAUGAAUCUCUGAAAAAGUUUUGUUUUACAAAGACUGUAGACUUUGUUUUACAAAGAAAUGGCAGAUAUCCUUCACAACACAGAUGAACUGGGAAGUGUUUUAAUCCAGGUUCAAGAUGAUUUGAAAAAACUGAAGCGUAGUCUUGGCAGGAUUACACUUCAUGAAAAAGGAGAAACAUUUAACAUCAAAGCUUUGGACACUGCCAUUCACAGGACCGAAAAUGGAAUCAGAAGGCGAGCUGAAGAGUAUUUAAAGACAGUGAAUAAACAGGUGCUGACACUUCCAAGCAUCGAAGACUUGGAAAAAAAGAAAGUUCAGAUAUCCAAAUGGAAACCAUCUCUUGAGAGUAUCCCAGACAUGCGCCCUCAAAGAGGGCAGGGUGUGAUGCCUUCAGCUGGGGAGAAGCACAAGGCGGCAUUGACGAUGCGCUUGCUUUGUAAUCCCGUUCACCCAAAGAACAGAGUUGUCAUGCACCAGAGCUAUGGAAUACAGCUUCCUGACCUGCCCAAAAGAUCAACCAUCUCAGUUCCAUCACACAAAGUAGUCACAGGGCCCACCGUGGGAAGUCUAUCCAUCGUGCCAGGGGCCACGCGCUGCAACCUCUACUUGGCUCCCCCACUGUCUGAGGAUGACAUGAAAGCAGGCAUGGCGAGUCUCGUGGAGAAGGGUUUCCCCCUGUCAGCUGCAGAACUAUGUUUGUUUCAGACCUCUGUGCAUCCAAAGGCAGCUCCUCUCCAUCACAGAGAGCAGUCCUCUAAGACCGCUUCACCAGAGAGGACGUCCAAGUGUCUGAAGGAUUUUACUUUGGGUAAGGAGAUGACGAAAGCUGAACACGAACGGCCACCCACCUGGACCCACACCCCUCCCCCCUCCGCCGCCUCCAAGACCUCCAACCAACGGCACCUGUCGCAAGGCGCUGCCCGACUCGCGUCUCUCAACCCUCAGUGUCGGCCCUCUCCAGCUCCCCUGGUCAUCAGUAAAUUGUCCUUUGUCAUCACAGAGGGGCGGAUCAACCCCACAGCACCUGAUUUCUGCUGCUUCAAGCAGCACUACUGCCUGAGCUGGAGCACCGUGGUGGAGGCUCUGUGGAGCCUGGAGAGGCUGCUCCGGGAGUUUGCUGUGCCCAGGGCGCAGGUGAACGGGAGGCGCUUGGUGGAGCUGGCCCAGGGUAGGGGGCCGGCCCAGGGUAGGGGGCCGGCCUGGGCCGGAGGUGGCGGCAGCUCUGUGGAGCGCCUCCUCUCUGUGUUGGAGAACAGGGAGGAGGUGUGGGACCUGGUGUACCGCCCAGGUCAGCGCUACAAGGGGGAGGGCGGCACAGAAGUGGCCGCAGUCCGCAUCCAGUCCUGCUGGAGGCGGCACACCGCCCGUGCUGCCUACCUGCUUCACCGCAAGCGUAAAUGGGCAGCAGGGACCAUAGCCAUCUCCUGGCUGAUGCACGCUCAGCUGGGCCGUGUCAGGAAGGCCCUGCAGGCAACACGCCUCAGACACCUGGAGAACUUCCGCACCAGAGCCCAGCAUCUGGCAGCCAACUGGAAACACAUCCAGUCUUCCUGGAGGACCAUUAUCCACAUCCCCUCAUUAGGCUACCCGCAUCCCCAUCGCUUCAGCCUGAAGGGCUUCGACAUCCUGCAGAACAUCCAGAUGGGUCGUCUGUGUGACGUGAGGGAUGAGAAGGUGCAGGUGAUCUAUGUGUCUCCGGUGAACCUGGGGGAGGAUCUGGCCCUGUACUACACCAGACUGCUGAGCCUGCAGGGGAGCAGGGAGGGGGACGGGGAGGGGGGCAAGGCAGGGCCCGCUCAGGCCCCCUGCGUCGAACGCUUCACCAUCAUCACGCCUGACGCUCUGGAAUACUUCCCGACCCACAACAUGUGCCUGUCCACGCUGCUCAAGUACAGCCCCCACACCCUACGGCGCAUCCAGAACCUGAUCCAGGGCAAGCGGGCCUACAUAGUGGGCGGGGUGGCCCACGUGGACGACCUGGCCGUGGCUGACGAGCUGGGGGUGGCCAUCCUGGGCCCGGAGCCCGCUGUGGCCCAGCUCUACGGCACCAAGUCUGGAGGCAGGAGGGUCUUCACCAGUGCCGAGGUUGACGUCUCCCCCGGCCAGUGGGACAUCUACUCCUUACAGCAGCUCCACGACACCCUCGCCCGGCUGAUGACGGACAACAUGGACGUGCGGCGCUGGCUCUUCAAGAUGGACGCGGAGCUGGGGGGUCGAGGCACGGCGUUCUGCGACGUGUCCCACCUGAGCUGCUACGCCUGGGCCCAGCAGGAGUUCCAGCGCCACGGGCCUCAACGCUGGAGGACCGCCUGGGCUCAGGAGGUGGUUCUAAUCAAGUACCUGGAGGAGGUGCCAGUGUGGUUGGCUCGUCACGCCAGGCCUGUCCGGACCUCAUGUUACCCAAACUGGGCUGUCUUCCUGGAGGACUUCCUCAGACAAGGUGGAGUGGUGGAGGCCUACCCCCCCUCUGACAGUGUGACCUGCCUGACAGUAGACCUGCUGCUGGAGCCUGGGGGGGAGGUGACCAUGCUGUCCUGUGGAGACCAGCUGCACGGCCCCAGCGAGCUGGAGGCCGCGGGCUCCUCGGUACCCCAGAGCUCCGUGUGCCCGGACGUCCUGCACUCCGUCUGCAGCAGUGUGGGCCGGGCCUGCCUCAGACGCCACAUCCUGGGCUACGUCUCCUUGGACCUGGCCACAUUCCUCGACCCCCGAACCCUGGAGCAGAAGGUGUGGCUCAUUGACUUGGACCUGACCUACAGUAACCAACUGGCCAUGACCCAGGUGAUACUCAGCAUCACUGGUGGAACACUGAAUUGCCGCACAAGCCGCUUGGAAGUGCCUGUACCAGUCAACGAGAAGACUUCCUCACACCAGAAAGGAGCUAAACAACACACUGCUCCAUCACUGAGCAGCCGCUAUGCUGUUAUUGGGAGCAGGUUGCUUCACACGAACCUCUCCAUGGUGCAUUACAGUGUGUUCUUCCAGAUGUGCAAGGCUCAUGGAAUCGGCUUUGACAUAAAGGAAAAGCAAGGCACUGCCUUUGCUCUUCAUGACAGCAAUGAAAGAUACAGCCUUGGGAUGAUAACAAUUUCAGAGGAUCUCCAGGGAGCCCUACUGACCUUUGCUCGGAAUCUGUCAGUCAUUCAUCAGGAAAUAUCAGCCCCUAACAUGCAGGGAGAGACCAAUUUUAAGGAUCUGAUCAAGGACAUAGAAAACGUGUUGGGGGUGACUGUUCAGAACAAAUCCCAUGCAACGAAGGAAGAAGACACAACUGUUGUUCAAUCUAAACUGGAUCACUGACAUUCCGUAAUUCAAUCAAUUCAAAUCAACAUGUUGAGAACAUGCUUCAAUAUUAGGCAGUUUAAGCACUGUAUAUUUAACAACAUUAAAUGUUUAACAAGGAAAAUUAUGCUACAAUUAUUCAUUUUAGUCAUUUACUCAUUUAGUAAUUUAUACCUCACAACUUCAAUUUAGAAAUGCAUUCUAUAUAUUACUAGGAAAUGUAGUCUGGUUCAUCUUUUUUUUUUUUUUUUGCACAAAUCUUCAUCUGCUUAAAGAAAAAAUGUACUGUUCCACAAUAAAAUCCUAAAUGCAGUGAUCAGCUUUGAAGUUGCAGCAGUGCUGCCUGCCACCAUGCCAAGAAUCGGGAACGCAAGUUCGCAUGUUAACGUUUUGCCCGGAAUCUAUAGAGUGUCGGUACAACAACGUCUAGCUUGUAAUAGACGCUGCAGCUCAAUGAAUAUCAAAAGAAGUACAAUUACCUACUGCUACUAUUCUUAUUGACAAAAGUAAAGGGUUUACAAUAAAUGUUAGGUGUAUAAUGUAGCCCGUUACAUUUAGCAAGAAAACGUUAGCCCUCGGUUGUUUUUCAGUCUACACAGAUGGACAGUCGUGGUGGAUAAUUAAUGUCACUUCAUUGCCGAUUAGGUAUGAAAGACAUUUUACGUCGGAUACAUACAACAUUUCUCAAAGUUAUAUUGUUUC